Mercenaria mercenaria is the source of this 1659-nucleotide messenger RNA. RefSeq lists its product as uncharacterized. The record is from RefSeq and is a predicted model, not a curated record. Gene Ontology annotation, molecular function: zinc ion binding. The coding region runs from base 1 to 1659 and encodes 552 amino acids. NCBI's taxonomy places the organism in Eukaryota, Metazoa, Mollusca, Bivalvia, Venerida, Veneridae. The transcript has a single exon.
AUGUCGGAAGACGUAAAUUACUGUGGACCAUGUCUUCGAGUAGCAGAAAAUAAUAUUGCUGUCAUUUAUUGUUUGGAGUGCUCUCAGAGUCUAUGUGAAAAUUGUAAGAAAUUCCACCAAAGACUUGAAAGCCUCUCUGGGCAUAAACUGUAUAACUUAGGCGAUGAUAAAAACGAUACUGACAAGCUUGACUUUUUAAAGUCUCUCACAAAAUGUCCUGAGCAUCAGUCAGAGGAAGUCCGAUAUAUAUGCAAGGACCACGACCAGCUUUGUUGCAACGAAUGUGCCAUUGUUAAACACAGGAAGUGUGAUCAUAUCGUUUCAUUGAGUGAUGAAAUAUCCACACAGGGGACAACAGGCCCGGAAACAAAGAAACGACUCGACAAAAUUGAACAGAAUGCAGGAAAGUUGAUCAAGCUUGAAAAGGAGCAGGAUUCGAAUGUCCAAGCUUCUAUAGCCCAGGUAGAAGAAAAAUUAGUGAAAAUGAAGAAUGUCAUAGACGAGGCUUUCCUGAAAAUGAAGCAGGCGAUAAAAUGUGAAGUUACAGAGAAAACUGGUAAUAUCCGAAAACAAAAUAAGAUGCAGAUCGAAAGAAUUGAAACCUUAACGAGUGAAAUUGAUAAAUCCCGCAGGAAGUUAGAUAUUGUGCGCGAAAACGGGGAAAAUGUUCAUUUAUUUCUUGUUGGAAGAAAGUUGAUGACUGAACUGACUAAACAUGAGGAAAUGUUGCAAAAGCUUCAAAAAGAAUCAAGCGUUAAGAAUUUCAAUUUGGUAGAGAAUAUUAAAGAGCAAGACUUAGUGAACUCCAUUACAUCUUGUUUUCAUAUCGAAGAGAAAGCCUAUUCUGAACUAAAAGACUUGGAACCAGCCUUAGUAUACGAAGUAAAAACGUUGUUAUCAACAGGAAAUUCACAUUCAUGCAUCUGGAUUGACAAUUACCUUGUGGUCGCUAAGCAAAACUCGAAUCAAAUUCACUUGUUUGAUGUCGUUGACAAAGCGAUUAAAUACAAUAAAACGAAGACAAGUUCGUCAAAUCACUGGUCUGCAGCUAAAAUAGACAACUCGAAGUUUGUCCUUUGCUUUCCUCAAACUAAAACUAUUGAGAUAAUGAAGAUAAUCGAAGGAGUUUUCAAAACAGAGAAAAGCAUAGAAACAUGCAAUGAUAUAUGGGAUGUAACUUUUGACAAAUUAAGUUCAGAAAUGAUCUGCCUUUCGAGAUCUGGGGCGAUUGAUUGCUACAAAUUAGAUGGAACAAAGUCAAGAUCCUUGUCGUUAACGCCUGUUGUGAUGGGCGCUGUGAAAAAUGCAUACAGCAUUUGUGUUGAUAGUGACAGACAGGUGCUUUACAUAUCUAGCCACACGCUGAACAAGUUGCUUGCUGUCAAGUUAGAUGGUGCAACUGUUUUUGAGUACAAUUCCCCUAAAUUGACAGCUCCAUGGUAUCUUGACUUGGACAGAGACGGCAUCAUUUAUCUACCAUUUUGGUACUUAGAUGGAGGCAAGGGAGCUGUCCACCAGAUAGAUGAUACUGGAAAGCUCAUUCGGGAAAUCAAACUUCCUGGACAUGGAGCGUCCGUAUGUUUUGAUAGAACAGGAACAAAAUUUGUGAUAAGUUGUUCUGCAAGUGAAUAUCUUGUUCUGAUGUAUGAUUUCAAAUAA